Molecule: messenger RNA, 1229 nt
Organism: Toxotes jaculatrix (banded archerfish)
Lineage: Eukaryota; Metazoa; Chordata; Actinopteri; Toxotidae
Product: E3 SUMO-protein ligase ZBED1-like
Exons: 2
Coding region: 1-942 (313 amino acids)
Biological process (GO): regulation of transcription by RNA polymerase II
Cellular component (GO): nucleus
Molecular function (GO): protein dimerization activity
Source: RefSeq, a predicted model, not a curated record
AUGUUGGAACGAUAUCUCGAGCUGCAACCGGCUGUGGCUGCUGCUCUGCUUAGCCCAGAAGUCCGCCGUAACGCUCGUGAAAUCGACACACUGGACAGCCUGGACAUCCGUGAUGCCGAAGACAUCGUGAAACUCCUCAAACCUUUAAAGACAGUCACCACUGUGCUAAGUGAUGAACAAAACCCAACAGUGUCUCUAAUUGUGCCCUUAAAACACACGAUUGAGCAGAGCAUGUUGCCUGUAGAAGAGGACUCCACCACGGUGAGCAUGAUGAAGAAAGCCAUCUUCAACAAUUUAUCAGACAGAUACACUGGCCCUGGGGACAACCAUCUGCUGGACUGCACUGCAUUAGACCCCAGAUUCCGCUCUCUACCUCAUCUUACUGAAGAUCAGCGCCAGGAUGUGUUCCAGAGGGUGAAGGAGAAAGCUGUGCAGAUACAUAACCAGACCAAUUCCUCUGUGGAGGAAACUAAUGAGGGUGUAACAGACACCGGUGCCUCUACACAUGCAGCAGAGCAGCCUGCUGUCCCAGCAGACAUGGUGGAAUCAGACCUUCAACAACCACCUCUCAAGAAGACUGCAUUGGAAGAUCUCCUAGAAGGGACUUUCACAGAAAGUAUAGGGGUAGCACAGACCAAUCACAUGUGUGGGAUUGAGGCAGAAAUUGUCAGGUACAGAAGUGAAAUGUCUAUUUCCCUCACAAGCUGCCCACUCAAAUGGUGGAAGGAGAACAGUAAGUUUUACCCACUGCUUUCACCUCUAGCAAAGGCUUACCUCACCACACCAGCCACCUCUGUCCCUAGUGAAAGGGUCUUUUCGACCGCAGGGGAUGUUGUAACCUCACAGAGAUCUCAGCUUCGGCCUGAGAAUGUUGACAUGCUGAUUUUCCUCAAGAGAAACCUUAAAGUUUCAAGCUACACAAGCCAGUCUUUCUUUAUUUGAAGAGAUUUUAUGUUUUGAUGUGGGAUUUGUUUUUAAAAAUCCAGUCAUUCUUUGCUAUUAAAGUAAAUAACUACUUAAGACACAAAAACAGUCUUUAACAGUGUUUCUGUGAAGAAAGGACCUCUUUUUUGGUCAAGACUGUAUAUUCUUUUGUUAUUUAAGAUAAUGAAUUACACCAGUUAACACCAGUUUACUUGUCUUGUUUACUUAGAGUCUACUUGUGUUUCUAAAGAAACGAGAUGUUUGACAAGAGUUUCUAUUUUUUCCUAACAAUAAAAGAUCAUUUU